GCUAAGUUGCGGUGCCCAGCGUCGUCCAGUCAACCCCGACGUUCCUUCAGCUGCAAGUCACGUGAGGAUCCAUCCAGCCCCGUUCGCGAGAGUCAAACCGGCGGUCUGCGAUUCCCCGAGGACCACCAACUCAUCCCGUCGCUUUAACCCAGCAACAGGAUUCAGCAGAGCACGAAGAUGAGGUCAAAAACGUGCUUCGUGACGUCCAGCGUCGCUUUCGUUUGCAUGGUAGGAAUCGUCGGAAAAUCAGCCGCGGCUAUGGAAGAAACACCAGCUUCUUCCUUGAAUCUUCAACGCUAUAAUACGAUGCUCAAUUCCGCGGGUCUCGACGAGCCCUUCCCCGAGAAGAGGGCAUACACCUACGUAUCCGAGUACAAAAGGCUACCUGUUUACAAUUUCGGCAUUGGCAAGCGCUGGGUCGACAACAGUGACGACAAAAGAGGACGCCAGUACUCCUUCGGGCUGGGCAAACGGACGAAGCAGUACAGUUUCGGUUUGGGCAAACGGACCGACAACGCGGACUACCCGAUGAGAAUGAACCUGGACUACGUGCCCCUCAACGGGCUGGCUUACCGCUCGCAGGACAACACCGACGACUUCCUCGAGGAGAAACGGGGCAUACAGCCGUACAGCUUUGGAUUGGGCAAGAGGGCGGUACGUCUGGCGGCAGGCGAACCCGCGGGGAACGGAAAGAGACCGAACGACGUGUUUGGCCAGAGAUACCACUUCGGACUUGGCAAGAGGAUGUCGGAAGACGAGGAUGACUCGUUAGAAUAGGAACUCGUCGAGGAAGCUUCGCGCGGUGACCGUGCGAGGAACCAUCCGCGAAGCAGCUCGCGUAAACGACGUAGCUCUAUUUCGAUGUCACAGAGUUCUGUUGUCAGACGAAAUAUAACGAUAACGCACCAAUAAAGACACGUUUUGAAGUUUCAAACGCCUCCUUUCCGAUCUCUGUUCUUUCCUUGUGACUGUGCCGGGAUAUUUGGCGGUGUAUGCGAGGGGAUGGUCGAACACAAGUGGAAACGCGCUAUUUUAACCUCGAAUUUUAGAAGAGCUGGUCAAGAAAUCAUUUCAUUUUUGGUAUAUAGAACCACUUGGUUUUUAGAUGUUUCGAAUUUUGUUUUAAUAUUAGGUUUUGGGCCCCAACAAAUGUGAUGGCGCAGUUCUUCUAUUUAAACGUCACGUGAGGCAAUAUGGCGCCGCGCAUGCGUAGUGCGUUGGUCACUUCUCGAGUACUCGCGCGCCAUACUUAAAAAGCUUGCACUUUCUGCUAUAAAUAUUAGUUCUAGAUAAAUAUAACAUAGGACUUUAUAGCUUUAUUUUCUAAGAUCUAUUUGUUAGUAUCAUUAACCUCGAGUGGUUUUAUAUAUCUGAACAAAUUUCUUAAGCAGCUCUUCGAGACUCGUAACUAUUAUAGACGAAUAAUUUAUUAUUAAAAUGCGUUUUCGCUUCUGAUCAUCUCCUUAAUCAACAGAGAGAAUGUGACGAGUGUCGUUGGUUUUUGCGCAGAUCAGGAAUUGAUUUCGUCGGUGUCACCUCCCCAGUAGAGAUCCCCAAUUUCGUUUGUAAUAACAGUUGCAAAUCUGGGCAAGCAUAAUUUUAAAUAAUUUUGGAAGUCACGAUCGAACGCCAGUUAGACAAAAUAUUUGCAUUCGGUUCUCGAUCUUGAUCUUCUAGAAACUUUCAUUGAUAAUGGUGUUGUAUAAACAAUUUUAUCGUUUGUGAAUAUUUUUCUUUGAUAACAACCGAAGCAUUGAUAUUUACAUUUCAGAUGAGGAGAAUAGAAAUGGACCAGUAUUAGAAGAAUAUAACUAAUGAUUAAACUAUUCAAACUGUAUCCCGACUGAAACUUGUCCAGCUGUGCACAUUUGUCACACACGAAAGUAACAACAUUUUUGGCAGUUGUAAAUUCGAUUAAACGCGUUGUUGAACAAACGGAUAUACGAGUAUCCUUCUAUGAAUCAAAUGUCAAUUUACAUUAAGCCUGAUUGUCACCUAACGCAGAAAUUUUUUUUUGCGUUUCGUCGC
Messenger RNA from Colletes gigas, 2028 nucleotides. It is a transcript of the gene Apime-ASTA, whose product is annotated as allatostatins. NCBI's taxonomy places the organism in Eukaryota, Metazoa, Arthropoda, Insecta, Hymenoptera, Colletidae. The transcript is spliced from 3 exons. Bases 178 to 777 code for a protein of 199 amino acids. The record is from RefSeq and is a predicted model, not a curated record.